This is a messenger RNA of Telopea speciosissima, 641 nucleotides long. Its product is annotated as transcription initiation factor TFIID subunit 13-like. The coding region runs from base 84 to 524 and encodes 146 amino acids. The transcript is spliced from 6 exons. Gene Ontology annotation, biological process: transcription by RNA polymerase II. NCBI's taxonomy places the organism in Eukaryota, Viridiplantae, Streptophyta, Magnoliopsida, Proteales, Proteaceae. The record is from RefSeq and is a predicted model, not a curated record. Gene Ontology annotation, molecular function: protein heterodimerization activity.
CCGAUUCCAAAUUUUAAAAUCCUUGAAUAAGACCCGUUCCCGUUUAAUAGCGGGUCUGUGAGUAAAGCAAUAUACGUGGUGAAAUGCAAUCAAAGCAGAAGCAGAGCAGGGUUAUAUCAAAUCACGCAACCGAGAUGCACGACAAUUCUGCCGGUGGAUCCACCGUGAAGCCGAAAAUCGGAUCGUUGCAGAUGUCGGAUGUCUCGUUCAAGCGCAAGCCAGGAGUUUUUCAGAAAGAUUUGCAACACAUGAUGUUUGGAUUUGGUGAUGAUCCCAAUCCACUCCCAGAAACUGUUGCACUGGUUGAGGAAAUAGCUGUUGAGUAUAUCACAGAUAUGGUGCUUAAAGCUCAAGAAACUGCAUCAAAGAGAGGGAAGCUUUUAACAGAAGAUUUUUUGUUUCUAAUCCGCAAGGAUUUACCAAAACUUAAUCGUUGUACGGAACUACUCACUAUGCAUGAAGAACUGAAACAAGCACGGAAGGCUUUUGAUGUAGAUGAAGAGAAGCUGGCAACUGGAGAUUGAAAGUGAAUGUCUUAAGAACCAAUUCAUCGUUCUGUUGUGAUGGAUUGUGAAUUCAACAUCUUUAAAUUGUGACCAGGAUAUUGGGUAUCCAUUACAGUGAUCUAUUUAUUGAUAUUU